UUUUUUUUUUUCAUAUUAUUAUUUCAUAUUCAAAGAAUGCAUUGUUAAUUGCUUAAAAUAGCUACACAAAUUUUUUUUUGGUUGCUUUUUGACCUUGAAACAGAACCCUGUUUAUGGCUUCAAGGACUUUCCUUUGCUUCCACCAUGGAAAACUCUUACUGCCCUUUACGACCACCAAGUUUAUUCCUUCUUCUAAAAGAAGCUUGUCUUCCAUAAGCUGUAGCCUAAACACUUCGCAGCAUAUUCUUGAAUCAAAAUCUCAACUGGGUAGUCCCACAAAUGUUGUUAAAAUUCUUGAAGAAAGAGGAUUGCUAGAAUCCAUAACCAAUGAGAAUCUCAGGUUGGCUUGUUCAGACCAAACUGCUGGUCCUCUUAAAGUUUACUGUGGUUUUGACCCAACUGCUGAGAGCUUACAUUUGGGAAACCUUUUGGGGCUCAUUGUACUUUCUUGGUUCCAAAGAUGUGGUCAUAAAGCUGUUGCCUUGAUUGGUGGUGCUACUGGUAGAAUUGGUGACCCUUCAGGAAAAAGCCAAGAAAGACCCGAACUUGAUUUGAAAACAUUGGAAAAAAACAUUGUUGGAAUUAUGGAUACUAUAAAUCGGAUUCUAGGUAAAAAUUUAGAUAUCGGUUCUCAAAAAAACUCAAACUUUGUGAUUUUAAAUAAUUAUGAUUGGUGGAAAGAGGUUAGGUUGCUUGAUUUUCUUAAACAAGUCGGUAGAUAUGCGAGGGUGGGGAGUAUGAUGAGUAAGGAGAGUGUUAAGAAGAGGUUGGAAUCAGAACAAGGAAUGAGCUAUACUGAGUUUACUUAUCAGUUGUUACAAGGUCAUGAUUUUUUAUACCUUUUUAAGAAUGAAGGUGUUAGUGUUCAAAUUGGUGGGAGUGAUCAGUGGGGUAAUAUUACUGCUGGCACUGAAUUGAUAAGGAAAAUUUUACAAGCAGAAGGAGCUUAUGGGUUAACAUUCCCUCUUUUGUUGAAGAGUGAUGGCACUAAGUUUGGGAAAUCAGAGGAUGGUGCAAUUUGGCUUUCACCUUCUAUGCUGUCUCCAUAUAAGUUUUACCAGUAUUUCUUCUCUGUUCCAGAUGCAGAUGUGGUGAGGUUUCUUAAAAUUCUUACUUUCUUGAACAUGGAAGAGAUAAAGGAGCUGGAGAGUUCAAUGACAAGACCAGGCUAUGUGCCUAAUACAGUCCAGCGGAGACUUGCUGAGGAAAUUACUCGUUUUGUUCAUGGUGAAGAUGGUUUGAAUGAAGCUCUUAAGGCAACUGAAGCAUUGAGGCCAGGAUCAGAGACAAAAUUGGAUUGGAAAACCAUUGAAGGGAUUGCUGAGGACGUUCCAUCUUGCUCCUUGCCUUACAAUCAAGUGUUGAAUCUUUCGAUUGUUGAUCUUUCUGUCUCUUCUGGUUUGUUUGAGAGCAAAUCAGCUGCCCGUCGUCUAUUGAAGCAAGGAGGUCUCUACUUGAACAACAAUAAAGUAGAUAAUGAAAGUAAAAGAAUAGAGGCCGAAGACAUUGUGGAUGGCAAAGUUCUUCUUUUAUCUGCUAGCAAGAAGAACAAGGUGGUUGUGAGAAUGUCUUGACUGGUUGUAGUGGUACUUGAUUCUAGUAUGUUAAACAAAGUUUUGGAUUUAAUGAUAUAUUAACAAAAGAAAGGUAAUAUUUUCGCAUAAGGUGAUUCUCAUAUCAGUUGCAAAAGUAUUUAUUGUUAGCCUUUGGACAUGGUCUUUUUUUGUAUACUUCAUUUCUUUUCUUUGUCUUGUUUACAAAUUUAUAUCCUUUGAUUUUUUGGGCAAGGAAUGGCCAGGUUUUCAAUUUUGCUAUCUGCCAUCACUAGUUGUUGAAAAUACACUUGCUAUUAAAUUGUAAAAUAUGAUAUGAUAUACAGAUGGCUAAACAUAAUGGUCUUAGCAUGCAUGUUAUAAACUAUGAAAUGCCACAUUCUUUUCAAGUGUGUAUAUACUAUGCAACUGCUAAGUACUGGGAGAGGGGCCUUUGCCAUUGCCUGUAGAGUAGAUAAUGAAAGUAAAAGAAUAGAGGCCAAAGACAUUGUGGAUGGCAAAGUUCUUCUUUUAUCUGCUAGCAAGAAGAACAAGGUGGUUGUGAGAAUGUCUUGACUGGUUGUAGUGGUACUUGAUUCUAGUAUGUUAAACAAAGUUUUGGAUUUAAUGAUAUAUUAACAAAAGAAAGGUAAUAUUUUCGCAUAAGGUGAUUCUCAUAUCAGUUGCAAAAGUAUUUAUUGUUAGCCUUUGGACAUGGUCUUUUUUUGUAUACUUCAUUUCUUUUCUUUGUCUUGUUUACAAAUUUAUAUCCUUUGAUUUUUUGGGCAAGGAAUGGCCAGGUUUUCAAUUUUGCUAUCUGCCAUCACUAGUUGUUGAAAAUACACUUGCUAUUAAAUUGUAAAAUAUGAUAUGAUAUACGGAUGGCUAAACAUAACGGUCUUAGCAUGCAUGUUAUAAACUAUGAAAUGCCACAUUCUUUUCAAGUGUGUAUAUCCCAUGCAAAUGCUUAGUACUGGGAGAGGGGCCUCUGCCAUUGCCUGUAGCUGUGAAAAACAGUGUAAAAAUCUAAGAACCUUUAGGGCUAAUACCUACGCAGGAAGCAUGGAAAAAUGCUGAUAUCCUUGUGCAUAAAGUUUAUGCUUUUGGCAGGUUGUUUGGCAUUGAAUUCUGAAAGUUAAGGGUCACUUAAAAACCUCAAUAUUAUUUUGUGGACAUGCCUGGAACCUGGAGCAUUGCCAUUCUUGUUUCAAAUUGGUUUGAUGUGCAGAUCCUCACAGGAGAACUAUGUAUUUUACUUUAUCUAACGCUAUGCUUUAUGGUAACCUGUUCUGAGCACUUUAGGCUGCUCGAAGUUUGACACUGAGAGCCCUUGACUAUCUCAAAUGGUGUAAGGCAAGUUCUUGAUGUUAUUGUUUCUUUUUAUUGCCAUCUUCAUUGAAAGGGCAGUAUAAAAUGAGCAUCAUCAUAGUUCUACUGAUAAUUGAAGUGCUAUGAUCUACAAAAAUAUGAAUGCAUUGACUUUGAGCAUGCAGUUUGAAAUAAAUAUUUAAAAAUUUUAGAAACUGGUAUUCAAAUGGUUAUAGAUAUGACAACUCUUUGCUAGGAUGAAACUAAAUGAUUGGACCAGAUCUAAUUUCUGAGUUCUUACUAUUCCCUGGUGUAUAGCUUAUUAGUAUAUAUUGCUGUUUGUGAAAUAUACAAAAUUUCACUCUGGGAUUCUCAAUUUUUCAUCAGAGUUGUCUCCAAAUAUUGGACCUAUGCAUUGGUGGCAAAGUGGAUAGAUCUUUUGAUUUUGCAACUUAAUUCAGAGUGUCCAUUUCUUGCUCAAAAGAUGAUGAUUUUGUGUACUGAUCUAACAGUAAAUUGAAGUUACUGAGCUAGGUAUCCAGAAGAUCUUCAAUCCAAAUAAGCAUGGGAAUUAAAAGAAAAAAAAAAGGAGAGAUUAAGAACUUAGAUGAACAUGCAGAAUGACAGCAUUUGUUCCUUUCUUAUAAGGUAAGUAAUGAGGUUUACACGUUUGUGUAAGUGUCUAUAUUUUGGAUUUCUACAAGAUUCAAUAAUAGCAUGUAUAAUGUACCAUAACUCAUCAGAGUGACUAACUUCAUUGCUCCUGCAAGAUUUAUUUGUUAUUCUAAAAACGGAAUGCAUACUUUCUUGGAGCAUUUCCCAUCAAAUGUUGCAUUAUGACUGCUAGAAUCAACUGAUUCCAUCCUUAAUCAUGUUGUACUCUCAUGUAGUCAAUAUAAGAUUUUCCCUGCAGCUUACGAGCAAAUAGGCCUUUGUAGUAUUGUUUAACUUGUACUCUCCUAAAUAUUGCUGGUGUUUGUUAUGAGAUCAAGCUUCACACAGGGCCCAUUUUGCCAUCUCACCUUGGGCUGCAGAAUGUGGCAAAUGAGAGCCUUUCUCUUUUGGAGUUAACUGUGGCACGAUGUUCAAUGCUAUGAUACAUUCCAUUUGUUAUAAUCUGCCAUAUAAGAGUUCAGAUAAGCAAUACACACACACACACACAGACUUAUGGUUGGUAUUAGAAACUUAUUAUAGAGUUGAUACUGGCUCAGUUGAUGAUGACCUUGGAAAUUUUAUGAUAUAUUUGGAGGUAAAAUGCUACUGCAUUGUAAAGUCUUAACACUUCCAUGAUAAUUAUAUUACCUCUAAAAUGUCUGCAAUGUUGACAAUGAAGGCAUUUGGUAGGGGUUUAACAGGAACCCACUUCCCAUCUUUCCUUAUGUGGAGACCUCCUACUUCAUUGACCUGAAGCAAAAUUAUUAAAGCUGAAGCAUCAGAUUGAGGGGUGAGGCCAAUGACAUGCUCAAGUAGAUGACAUGGUAGGGUAAUAGUUCACUGUUCACCCUCAUUAAUUGCCUUCCCUGUCGACCAAAGAACUCCACUUCCUCAGGUUUAAUAUGAAGAGCUUGUGCCAUCUUUGCUAGGAUAGCCAUGGAUAGAUUCUUUAACUUAGAUGAGUUAAGAUCCAUUGUCUCUCUACAGUAGGAAAAUUCAAGUUAAAGCCCGUUAGGCAAAAUGCUUGCAUUGUCACGCAAAGGAAUGUAGAGGAGAGUACCUCAAAGGAAGAGGGAGCUUGGGGAACAAGUAAGGUUUCCUAAAAUGAAGUGGAGUGAUGAUGUAGAUGAUAUCACCCCAGUCGAGCUUUUGAUCAUCAGAUGCUAACAAGGGCUUGUCCAAAUCCUUCAACUUUUCCAGGAUACUGCCAGAACUUUUUCUUAUCUUCCAUUGGAAGGUUGAAGAAGUCCUGAAUCUGUGUCUACUUUCUCCAACAAAGUUAAGCUCACUCCAUGAUUUACUAGCUGCAGGAAUUUCAACAAAUUAAACAUCAACGGUGAUAACAAGAUGGGAGUUAAUAUACCCAG
Durio zibethinus is the source of this 4861-nucleotide messenger RNA. The record is from RefSeq and is a predicted model, not a curated record. NCBI's taxonomy places the organism in Eukaryota, Viridiplantae, Streptophyta, Magnoliopsida, Malvales, Malvaceae.